AUCUAAUGUACAACUUAACAAAACAUCGUUUAUAAAUAUAUCCAGCUGUAUUUGAUUGGAACUCGGAGUGAAGUUAGUUCGUUUAUAUUUAUGCGUUCAAAUUUUUCUUAUUUCUGAACUCUUUUUAAGCAACAAAAUACAACUCUUGCCACCGAAUUCUCAAAAUAUUUGAUUACGUUUCCUAACAGUGAAAUCAAUGGCUGUUGUGACAAUUGGUUUAUGCGUUUGACUUCCAUGAUGUCACUAGCCGGAGAUAGUUGAGCAUUUCCAGGCGUUUUUACAAGUUCAUAAACAUGUUUUGCUUGGCUGAGAUGUGUGAUAAUGUUAGGGUACCACCUUGGCUUUUUCAUUUAAAAUUAAACAGGGCUGUUUCUGAAGAACUCAACAAAAAAUUGGCCAAUAAGGUAGUGACAAAUGUUGGACUGUGCAUUGCUUUAUAUGAUCUACUAAGUCUAGAAGACUCGUAUAUCUUUCCCGGAGAUGGGGCAUCACACACCAAAGUUCUUUUCAGAUAUGUCGUCUUCCGUCCAUUUCUUGAUGAGAUUCUGAUUGGCAAAAUUCGUAGUUGUACAAGAGACGGAGUAUAUGUUUCCCUUGGAUUUUUUGAUGAUAUUCUUAUACCUCCCGACUCACUUCAGCAUCCUUCAAGAUUUGAUGAGACGGAGCAAGUAUGGAUCUGGGAGUACCAAACGGAUGAUGGAAAACAUGACAUGUUUAUGGACCCUGGUGAAGCAAUCAGAUUUCGUGUUGUAGAUGAGACUUUUGUUGAUACUUCUCCAAGUGGACCAGAAAUGGGAGAUUUAUCAGAAAACGAAGAAAAAGAAAAACGGAUACCAUACUCACUAACGGGUUCCAUAAGUGAGCCAGGACUGGGGUUAUUGGCAUGGUGGAGUUAGCACAGCCCAGGUGAUGGUCAGAAUAUCUUUGCUGUGAUUCUGAAGUUCAUGAUGAUACAUACAUUUGUACUAAAAAUAGUUGUCUUUUAAUGACUAUUUUGGUACUGUAACAGUUGGUUUUGAAUAAAUCUAAGGUAGUGUAAAAUUUGUUAUAAAAUUCUGUUUGAUUCCUUAGUCAUAAAUGUUUUAGUCUGAAUACAUUAAAUAUUCAAAAUAGAAUGAAAAACACAGGUACAAAAAGUUAUAAACUAAGAUACUAUUUCCUGUGGUGUUCCUGUGUAGAAAUUAGACAACGUUUUAACAUAAAGAAAUACAAAUGGUUGAAUUAUAUUGAAAUUCGCAUUGUUUUAAGCUUCAUUUCUGUAUAAUCUUAAGCAAAAUAGACAUUUGUAUCAGAAUCACUUGUGAGCUGCAGUUGCUUAUAGUGUUGAAAUGGAUAAUUUUUCAGUUUCUAAACUUUAGUUUUCAUUAGUUCAUCUGAUAAAGACCUUAUCACAGAGACCAGAACCUAAUUCUUCCUAAGACUUAAGUAUUAUGUGGUGUGGUUCCUAUUCGUAUGAUUCAAGUACAUUGAAUGUUUAUUGACCAAAGAAUUGCUAAUGGGGUCUAAACCCCAUCAACUUUUGAAAUACUUUUUCAAAAUUAUGUAUGCACUAAAUUGCUUGUGGGUCUAUUAUUGUAUGGUUACAGCAGGCCUCAACAAAUCCCAGGUGCCAAGUUGCCUUGGCAACUAAAUAUUUCGUCAUGGCAUCUAGUAAUUUCUCCCAUUUUAUUCAGGUUGUACAAAAUAGAACUCAUAUCUAGAACAGUUCUGGACUCUUGGAAGUCCAGAACUGUUUUUGUGUUCUUUGAGUCCUAAAUCGAACUUUGUUCCUAGGAUUUACUAAUUUUAUGCCAUAUUGUUUCUCUUCUUUCUCUCAAUUCAUACAAUCAGUAUGUGUGUUUAGACACGGAUGGGAUCAAAUUCAGGCAAUACUAUCAAGUAGUUGUUGAUAUCGUGAUUGUGCUUCAAUUAUCCACGCUGGUCCAGGGAAAGCAAAAAAUCACAGAUAACAGAAACAGCAGAUAAUUGAGGCACUAGUGCAUCUCACUAGUUAGUCCAUUGUUUAAUCUAAAUAAAAUUUUCAAUAUAUUUAAAUUAUAAUAUUUUUACUGUCAUUUAAUCACAUAAUCAUGAAACAUUAUAAAAGUCAUCAUAAUCAUAAAAGCCAAGUGUCAUUCAAUUACGCUUGAUUUUUCUGAAUUUCGUGAGUUACACGAGUCCAAUUCCACUUUUUUUCCUAUAAUAUUUCCUCUUUUGAUUGCUUGUUCCCAUUUUAGUUCAAUUUAAUUGAUAAUAUAGACAUAAAUAGCUCCUAAAUUUUGGCACUUUUUCUGCUAUAGACAUGAAAGUGCAUUCGCACCCUAUCAAUGCCUGUGAAAAAUAAGUCAAAAAUUAGCACAAAUCUAUGCUUGGGAAAUAUUAUGAAAAAGCCUUUGGUAAAACUGACUGAAGAUACCAAUUAUCUGAAGGAAGAGGACAAUGCAUAACUGUGCGACACCCCAACACAAAGGAUGCACACCGUGCAGCGUAGAACCACCGGACGACAACUGAAGUUGAAUGAAAUCUUUAAGAAAUCUUAAUGUGUUUUUAUUUAUUAUGUUUUUAAUCACUAAUCAAAUAAAAUUAACCAAGCUACAAAUAUUUUGUAUUCCUGUCUUAACAGCUAAAAAUAAAAGAAGUAAGGCUAGGCUUGAACAGGCUGACUUAUGAUUUGAACACAUGCCAGAUUGUAAACGCGAAAACCCCAGAUAUCAUGCAACACCUGAACUUUUGCAACCAAAAUGAAUUUCUGAGUGACAAUUUUUCCAAAACAUGUAAAUUAUUGUCUAGAAUUGUAAUGGCACAAUUGUUUUGA
Molecule: messenger RNA, 2794 nt
Organism: Limulus polyphemus (Atlantic horseshoe crab)
Lineage: Eukaryota; Metazoa; Arthropoda; Merostomata; Xiphosura; Limulidae
Gene: Polr3H
Product: DNA-directed RNA polymerase III subunit RPC8-like
Exons: 8
Coding region: 294-896 (200 amino acids)
Biological process (GO): DNA-templated transcription; transcription initiation at RNA polymerase III promoter
Cellular component (GO): RNA polymerase III complex
Molecular function (GO): DNA binding; DNA-directed RNA polymerase activity
Source: RefSeq, a predicted model, not a curated record